AUGCAUGGUGAUGUUAUACGUGCUCCUCCCACAGAAUUGCAUAGUAUGACUGCUCCAUGGCCAUGUUCGAUCUGGAGAAUAGAUGUGAUCGGAACUAUUGAUCCUCCUGCUUCAAAUGGGCAUCGAUUCAUCUUAAUGGUGAUUGAAUAUUUCACCAAAACUGCAAUCAGGACUUCUACCGGUGCAACUCCUUACUCUUUUAUGUAUGAAAUGGAAGCAGUAUUGCCUGCAAAAGUUGAAAUUCCUUCCUUACGCAUUCUGAUGGAAGCUCAGAUUGAAGAAACUAAAUGGGUCAGAGAACGUCAUGAGCAGUUGUCUUUGAUUGAUGAAAAGAGAUUGAAUGUCGUCUGUCAUAGACAAUGUUAUCAGCAACGAAUGCCUCAGGCAUACAACAAAAAAGUCAAACCCCAUUUGUUUGAACUUGGAAAUAAGGUCUUGAAACAGAUUCUUCUAAUGCAAGAGGAGGCUAAAGGGAAGUUUUCUUCCAAUUGGCAAGAACCAUUCAUUGUUAAGAAAGUGUUAUCCGGAGGAGCGUUUAUCCUUAUGAAAAUGGACGGUCAAGUUUUUCCCCAACCAAUCAAUGUAGACAUAUGUAAAAAGUUUUUCAUUUGA
Messenger RNA from Coffea arabica (coffee), 612 nucleotides. RefSeq lists its product as uncharacterized. The record is from RefSeq and is a predicted model, not a curated record. NCBI's taxonomy places the organism in Eukaryota, Viridiplantae, Streptophyta, Magnoliopsida, Gentianales, Rubiaceae.